This is a messenger RNA of Prunus armeniaca (apricot), 966 nucleotides long. NCBI's taxonomy places the organism in Eukaryota, Viridiplantae, Streptophyta, Magnoliopsida, Rosales, Rosaceae. The record is from the annotation of a GenBank genome assembly.
AUGGGAUUUCUUCAAGAAAUGGAUGCCAAUCUUAGCUCGAAACUCCAAGACUCGGUCACGUUUCUUCCUCUCAAAGACAUAAGGUUUGCUAAGACUGCAGUGGAGGGGAACACAUGGUUUAUCAACUCUUUGAGUGACACAUAUGAAGAAAAUGAAUCCCAGUAUCUCUAUUUCCCCUUAGAAGCAUCCAAGAGAAGGUUGCUGUGCCUCAAAGGGAAUGACAAAAGAGAUGGCACCAAAAACUCAUAUGCCUUAGCAUGGCCUGAAGGUCUACAAAACUCAACCACACUCUUGAAGGGCCUCAAUUUUGUGUCUGAUACAUUCUAUGACCAUAAAAACUUGUGGCAUGGGCUCACUGCAAUGUUUCCUUUUGUGGGUUGGUCUAUGAAAAAUGGAUGCUCAAAGCCAUCAAGGUUGGUGCCAGUUGAAGUAUUUGAAAAAGGAGAUGAUGAGCCUUAUUGUUUUGAGAAGGCAGUUGUGAUGAGGCACAAUGUUGGAAAAAUAGGGAAGCACAGGAAGCUUCAGGUCUCUGACUUGUUGAGAUGUAAAGCAAGAGAAUUUUGUGGCAUAAACCCUGCAGGUAGGGGGAAGGAGGUGAAUGUGAGAGGUCAGCCAAGUAUAAGGUUGACAUUGCUGAUGAGGAGAGGUUCAAGAUCAUUCAAGGAUCCAACGGUUGGGAUUAAUGUAUUCUCAAGGCAGUGUGCAAUCGUGGAUGGGUGCAUGUUAGAGGUGGUUCAGUCUGAAGAUCUGAAUUUCUACAUCCUUGCAUCCCCACAUGGAGCACAGCUAACAAACAUGCUCUUCACGGAUAGAAACAGUAUCAUAAUGGAGUUUUUCCCCAACGGAUGGUUGAAGCUUGACGGGGUCGGCCAGAAUGUUUAUCAUUGGAUGGCAGACCAAUCCGGCAUGAAGCACAUAUGUGCAUGGUGGGACCCCCACACCGAGAAGGAAUGCCCAGACCCUUAA